Trichosporon asahii var. asahii CBS 2479 is the source of this 990-nucleotide messenger RNA. RefSeq lists its product as uncharacterized. Gene Ontology annotation, biological process: superoxide metabolic process. Gene Ontology annotation, molecular function: metal ion binding. NCBI's taxonomy places the organism in Eukaryota, Fungi, Basidiomycota, Tremellomycetes, Trichosporonales, Trichosporonaceae. Bases 1 to 990 code for a protein of 329 amino acids. The transcript has 5 exons. The record is from RefSeq and is a predicted model, not a curated record.
AUGACUCUCGCCAGUUCUGCCUUUAGGUGUGUCAACGCAGUUGAAAAGGCCCUCAGCAGUGUUCCCGGCAUUGACCGGUACGACAUCGAGCUCGACAACAAGCGAGUAACGAUCACUGGAAAGACUCCUCCUUCUCAGCUGCUCUCUGCGCUCAAGUCGACCGAGCGCCAGGUGCUAGUCCGCGGGGCGUCGUCUGCAGACCCAAACGUUCCUUCCGAGGCCGCCAUCUCCAUUCUUGAGUCUCCGAUCGCCCUUCCGUCACCCGACGCCUCCAAGUCGCUGCCGGGACUGAAGGAGGACGAGUUCUCGCAGCAGGUGUAUGGCAUUUCUCGCUUCGUGCAGAUCGCGCCCAAGAGCAUUUUGAUGGACCUGACGGUGCGCUUCCCGCCAAACGCUGCGCAGGACAAGUUCAACGUCUACGUCUCGAAGACGGGCAACCUCGUCGACCCGCCAAAGUCGACCGGCGGCGAGUUCGUGAACCUCGGCCAGCUCAAGCCCGACGGCAAGGGCUACGGUGAUCUGUUCAAGGAGGUCGACGGGCAGCUGUGGGAGUGGGUCGGGCGCGGGUGCGUUGUGCAGAAGGAAGGAGAGAAUGAUGGCAAGCCGGGAAGCGUCUUUGCCGGCGUUGUCGCCCGCUCCUCCGGCGUGUGGGGCAACGACAAGACAGUCUGCGCAUGCUCUGGCCGGACGAUGUGGGAGGAGGGCCGCGAGAUGGAGAAGAAGGGCGUACUCAUCGCACCCCAGGCUCACCUCGAAUCUGACCCCAGGACGGAUACCCACCGUGACAUCUCUGCGUUUUCCACGACACACGCAUUCCGCAGCACCGACGCCGUCGCACCCCAUCAUCGUUCGCUCGGCACACUCGCCCCCGAUCUUCCCAUGUCUUCUCCCAUGUCGCACGUCCAUAUCCGGAGCGGGGGCAAGCGGAGCACCUCUGCCGCUGCAGCGGCCCCAGCCGACCAGAUCUCUCUGAGAUAUAAGGCCGUCUAG